Molecule: messenger RNA, 822 nt
Organism: Rhodotorula toruloides NP11
Lineage: Eukaryota; Fungi; Basidiomycota; Microbotryomycetes; Sporidiobolales; Sporidiobolaceae
Exons: 5
Coding region: 1-822 (273 amino acids)
Source: RefSeq, a predicted model, not a curated record
AUGCGCGUGCGCGGGCACCUUGGGAAGGACACCAUCGGCAUCUUCAAUGGGGCCGGCGUUCUGCGACAGGCGAGAGAGGGCAGGCGCGAGAUCGCGGGUGCGAUCCGUUGCUCUGACGAAGCCUCUCCUCCGACCUCCGAGCGAACCGACACAACCGACAAUGCCCUGCAGGAUCGCGAAAUACUUCUCUCCGACAUCAACAACAUGAUCGAGGCCUGCGGACGUUUGACGGCAGAGAUUGCAGGAGAAGUGGCCCGGAUGCAGGCGGAGGACCUCGAGAUGGAGCGACUGGAUGCCUGCCGAGUCGGUCUCCAAGGUCUCGUACUCUACGCGUUGCAGACAGCCUCAAGCAUGGCGGGAAAUGCUCUGUCCAGGCCAGAUCUUCGCACGCUCAUUUCGAACUGGUGGAUUGUUGAAAUCGAUUACGGUUGGGAAGACUUGUCCAAGGCGCUUCCCCUCACGACAGACGAUAGAUCAGUCGCCUUCUACCGCUUGAUCGGUCCCGCCUUGAGCAAGAAGGUGUACGAUGCUCUUGUCGUCAUCGCUUGCCAGCAGUGUGGUCCCGCCGUUGCGGCAUUUCAGGCCGCCGAACGCCUUUCGAGUGCGGAAGGCCCGCAGGUCAAAUCCUUCGUGCACAACGGUGUCGAGCUUUGCGCUCCGAGGCGAGAGAGUGUGCAAGCGGUCCUCCAGCAGGUUGCGGACGAGGACGUGGUCAAGGCAGUCCUCGAGCUGUUGCCGAAGUCGUCUUUUUGCGGCGAGUCCUUUACGAUGGAGGAGGCGGCUGCGGAGCUGCGCGAGAGGCUGGAGGCGUCGGGGAACUAG